Molecule: messenger RNA, 1236 nt
Organism: Wickerhamiella sorbophila
Lineage: Eukaryota; Fungi; Ascomycota; Dipodascomycetes; Dipodascales; Trichomonascaceae
Product: Cell division control protein 1
Exons: 1
Coding region: 1-1236 (411 amino acids)
Biological process (GO): GPI anchor biosynthetic process
Cellular component (GO): endoplasmic reticulum
Molecular function (GO): hydrolase activity
Source: RefSeq, a predicted model, not a curated record
AUGAAGCUCUUGACUAGACUUCGUUUGAAGGUAUUUGGUGAUAAACGCUCGUUGCCAAUAGCUGUUCUGGCAGGACUCUGGAUAGCGCUUGUGUUUUAUGCCGAGUGGUAUCGUCCGUUAGCGCGGCUGCGGGCGUGCAAUUGGAAUGAUAGUUUGGACGCUACACGUGUUCUGCUCCUGGCAGAUCCGCAACUUAUAGACUACAACACCUAUCCCGGCCGGAGCAGAUGGCUAUUGAAACUGUCGCAGACAAUUGUGGACAGGUACUUGGCCAAGAAUUGGCGUGCAAUGCACAAAGUUCUUGAUCCAGACACCGUGGUGUUUCUAGGCGAUCUGUUCGACGGUGGCCGCGAGUGGGAGAAUGAUGUUUGGCUGGACGAAUACGAACGUUGGAAUAACAUCUAUCCGCAAAAACCUGGAAUCCGCACCUAUAUGAACUUGCCCGGAAAUCAUGACAUUGGGUUUGGCGACACGGUUGUGCCAGCUGCUUUAGAUCGGUUUAGAGCAUAUUUCGGUGAACCCUCUUCCCACCACGAAAUUGGAGGCUAUACAAUUGUGUUUCUGGACACAAUCUCCAUGUCCAAUACCAAAAGUCCGUUUAUUUACAACCCUCCGCGGGAGUUUCUUGGAAACUUAUCUACAACCACGAAUCCCAAUCUUCCUCGCAUUUUAUUCACUCAUGUACCUCUUUUCCGGCCACCAGGAAGUGAUUGCGGCAAGCACCGCGAGUCUCAAAUGGACCUUCCCUACUCUAAAGGGUACCAGUAUGUGACGCAAACCUCUCCGGAGCUCACAGAGUUCAUUUUGACUCAAGUUCAACCCCAAGCAGUUUUCUCUGGCGAUGACCAUGAUGCAUGCCAUGUUUUACACAAGUACGGGACCAAAAGUGCCGACGAGUUCACCGUCAAGUCAUGCUCCAUGGCUAUGGGAAUAGACCGACCAGGUGUCCAGCUGCUAUCGCUUAAUGGAUCCAAUGGAUACACUACGUCAAUCUGUCUUCUUGCCCAUCCAUUCGCCCCAUUCAUUUAUUAUACUCUUGCAGCCAUCGCGUCAAUGCUGCUUCUAGCAGUGCGUCACUGGCCAACCAGAAAUUAUCUGCCCGUCGCUGAAAAGAAAGUCCAACCCCUCACAAAAUAUGCUGUUGUCAAAAGUAUGGCACCAGAAACACUCGUUUUAGCCGCCAGCUGGCUGGCCGCGCAGAUUUAUAUUUCAAGGUGGAUAUAUAGCAGCAUGUAA